UUUCAUGAAGAUAUUUUUCCAUUCUCAGAGGUUGUUAACGGCACUCCUUCAGCUACGGAACCUACUGCACCUAUUGUCUUUGAUACGGAUGAUGUUGCUCCAGGAAAUUCUGCCGUUGAGACACCUCAUGAUAUGGCAUCUAGCUCGGCCGUAGUGACGCCUGACAGCAUCCCCCUUGGCCGCGGCAUGUGGUCUAAGCGACCAUCAGUGUUACUUCGAGAUUAUGUUGCUCAUUUAAGCCCAUCUCCGUCCUCCCUCUCCGACAGAUCCUCAGGACAUGAACCCCGGUCCUUCAAGGAAGCUAUGACUGAUAAUGGAUGGCGUUCCGCCAUGCAAAAUGAAAUACAAGCUCUUGAAAAUAAUCAUACGUGGGACAUGGUGCCACUUCCUCAUGACAAAAAGGCCCUAGGAUGUAAAUGGGUCUACAAAAUUAAAUAUAAAUCUGAUGGGACCAUUGAGCGUCUCAAGGCACGGUUGGUUGUCUUUGGGAAUCAUCAGGAGGCAGGCAUCGAUUAUACUGAAACAUUUGCUCUCGUGGCCAAAAUGGUGACAGUACGACUACUUUUGGCUGUUGCCGCUGUUCGCAACUGGGAGUUACAUCAAAUGGACGUCCAUAAUGCCUUUCUCCAUGGUGAUCUUGCUGAGGAGGUCCACAUGCGUCCUCCACCAGGUUUUUCUUCAACUCGGCCUGGGCUGGUAUGUCGUCUGCGCAAGUCAUUAUAUGGUCUCCGUCAGGCUCCGCGUUGUUGGUUUGCUAAACUGGCCACAGCACUUAAACAGUAUGGUUUUCUACAAUCCUAUUCUGAUUAUUCCUUAUUCACUUUGCGCAAGGAGGACGUGCAGUUACAUGUGCUUAUAUACGUGGAUGAUCUGAUUAUUGCGGGCAAUAAUUCCGCAGCCUUGUCUCGAUUUAAAACUUAUUUGCACUCUUGUUUUCAUAUGAAAGAUCUCGGGGUUCUUAAAUAUUUUCUUGGCAUUGAAGUUGCACGAGGCGCUGAUGGAAUCUUCCUUUGUCAACGCAAAUAUAUAUUGGAUAUUAUAUCCGAGGCAGGUCUUCUUGGAGCUAAGCCCUCUUCCUUUCCCAUGGAACAAAAUCAUUCCUUGGCCCUUGUUACGGGUGACUUAUUGGCUGAUCCGGAAUCUUAUCGUCGUCUUGUUGGUCGUCUAAUCUAUUUAUCUUUUACUCGGCCGGAUUUGGCUUAUUCUGUACACAUUUUAUCUCAGUUCAUGCAGGCCCCGCGACGAGAACACUGGAGUGCGGCUUUACGCGUUGUCAGAUAUCUCAAAGGCUCUCCCGGACAAGGAAUUCUUUUGAGGUCGUCCUCUAAUUUGAGUCUAUCAGGCUGGUGUGAUUCUGAUUGGGCUAGCUGUCCGCUUACUAGACGUUCUUUAUCUGGAUGGUUAGUUUUCCUUGGAGGUUCUCCAGUUUCCUGGAAAACUAAGAAACAUCACACUGUGUCUCGGUCUUCCACUGAAGCUGAAUAUCGUUCCAUGGCGGCCAUUACAGCAGAAUUAAAAUGGGUAAAGAGUCUUCUUCUCACCCUCGGUGUUGCUCAUCCGAAGCCUAUUCCUUUACACUGCGACAGUCGC
Molecule: messenger RNA, 1590 nt
Organism: Cuscuta epithymum
Lineage: Eukaryota; Viridiplantae; Streptophyta; Magnoliopsida; Solanales; Convolvulaceae
Source: the annotation of a GenBank genome assembly